Molecule: messenger RNA, 1894 nt
Organism: Gadus macrocephalus (Pacific cod)
Lineage: Eukaryota; Metazoa; Chordata; Actinopteri; Gadiformes; Gadidae
Gene: sgce
Product: sarcoglycan, epsilon
Exons: 13
Coding region: 134-1549 (471 amino acids)
Cellular component (GO): sarcoglycan complex; membrane
Source: RefSeq, a predicted model, not a curated record
CUCCCCGGCGCAUGGAAGAAAGGAGGCGGGGGAAGGAGCAUGGAAAAGGGAUGCUUGUUAUGGCUGUCAAAGCAGCACUGACGGUUAGGAAAACGACCCUUUUCAUGUCACAUUGACAGGAAUUCUAUGCAACAUGUUCGCCUCUGCAAUUUCCAUAUGGAUGGCUAUAGUUUACAUUGUGCAUGCCAAUGAUGUCCAACACACCAAUUUGCAUGAGAGAAAUGCCUCCAUGGGCUUGAAGCAGAGACCACCGUUGUUCAGAGAUGUGGUCACCAUCUUGUCGAGGUCGCACGCGGACCGCAACGUCUACCCGUCUGCAGGGGUGCUGUUUGUCCACGUGUUGGAGAGAGAGUACUUCAAAGGAGAGUUCCCUCCGUACCCAAAGUCAGGUGAUGCCACCAGUGACCCCAUUACCUUCAACACAAACCUGAUGGGCUACCCAGACAGGCCCGGCUGGCUGCGCUAUAUACAGCGGACCACCCACAGUGACGGCGUCCUAUAUGGUUCCCCAACUGGCCAGCAUGCGGGCAAGCCCACCAUCAUAGAGAUUACCGCUUAUAACAGACGCUCCUUCGAGACGGCGCGCCACAAUUUGGUUGUAAACAUCAUGGGAAAUGAAGAGUACCCUCUGCCCUACCAGGCUGAGUUCUACAUAAAGAACAUGAACGUGGAGGAGAUGCUGGCCAGCGAGGUGCUGGGUGACUUCCUGGGCGCCGUGAAGAACGUGUGGCAGCCCGAGCGGCUCAACGCCAUCAACAUCACGUCGGCUCUGGACCGCGGCGGGCGCGUGCCGCUGCCCAUCAACAACCUCAAAGAAGGUGUGUAUGUGAUGGUGGGCGCGGACGCCCCCUUCUCGUCGUGCCUGCGGGAGGUGGAGGGACCCCACAACCAGCUGCGCUGCAGCCAGGAGAUGGAGCCCGCCAUCAGCUGCGACAAGAAGUUCCGGGCGCAGUUCGACAUCGACUGGUGCAAGAUCUCACUGGUGGACAUCAACAAGCUGGGGACCAGCCACAGCCACAACCGGCCCGAUCCAGGCACGGGGAUCCUGGCCGAGUUCGGGGAGUACAACCCCCCCUCAGAGUCCCUGAAGAGCCGCGACUACUACGCAGACUUCCUUGUGACGCUGGCCGUGCCCGCCGCCGUGGCCAUGGUCCUGUUCGUCAUCCUGGGCUAUACCAUGUGUUGUAGACGGGAAGGGGUGGAUAAAAGAAACAUGCAAACACCAGACAUCCAGCUGGUGCACCACAGCUCCAUCCAGAAGUCCUCCAAGGAGCUGAGGAACAUGUCCAAGAACCGCGAGAUCUCCUGGCCCCUGUCCACGCUGCCCGUCUUCAACCCCGUCAGCGGGGAGGUGGUGCCCCCCAUCCACCCGGACAACUACGAGACCACCAGCAUGCCCCUCAUGCAGGCUCAGACAAACCUGCAAAACCAGAUUACAAUACCACAGCAGCGACCAUCAGGAGAUAGUUAUGUAAUGUCAACAUUUCGAAGGCUGGAGGUAAAUGGUAUUCCUGAGGAGCGGAAGGUAGCCGAGGCGCUGAACUUGUGACCAGGGGUGGACCCAGCUUUACAGCUCACAGCGCCAACGACGUGUUGCACUUACAUCGCCUAUGUGUUGCUCUUACAUUCAUGCCAUUCUGCAUGCCUCAAACGCAUGUAUCCCCCCCACCCCCUACAUUGUUCGGUCUUUUCAUUUUUAUAUUUUUAAAGCAUUCAAAAAAGGGAAAAUUUGUUUGUUGGGUUUGUGUGUUAAAGUCGCAAUGUGUAACAUUUAAUCUAGCUCGUAGCUUAAAAUAACCUGGCAAUAUAUGUACUCAAUGCUGAACGAUAGUGAUUUAAAUAAUGCAAUUAAUAAAAUGAACCCUAAAAUGAACCCUUGAUAUAUAUAUAUAUA